AUGGGCUCUGCAGACGGUUUGAGGAAAAUUGCUGCGCUGAUUGGAAUAUUUGCAGUUUUGAAGGUGCAAGCUGUUCCACUUACCGGUGACAAUGCAGAUGCUGGUGAACUGAGGGACGACAUACUUGACAUCAAUAGAGGGUUAAACCACCUGUUUGAGGGAGACAUUGCAGUUGAUCCCAACAGGAAUGCAAUCAUCGAUCAAACAAGAAGGUGGAAGUUUCCCAUCCCCUAUAUCCUUACGGAUUCUUUAGAUCUGAAUGCUAAAGGUGUGAUCCUCCAGGCUUUUGAGGAGUACCGUCUGAGGUCCUGUGUGGACUUCAAGCCCUAUGAGGGAGAGAGCAGCUAUGUCUCCUUCACCAAGCUGGAUGGAUGCUGGUCGUUUGUUGGGGAUGAUAGAGUAGGCCAGAAUGUGUCCAUUGGGGCGAGGUGCGACACUAAGGCCAUCGUGCAGCACGAGCUCCUCCAUGCUCUCGGCUUUUACCAUGAGCAGUCUCGCUCAGAUAGAGAUGACUAUGUCAAAAUCUGGUGGGACGAAAUUGAAGAAGGGAUGCAGCACAAUUUCAACAAGUAUGAGGAUGACUUCAUCACGGAUUUGAACACACCAUAUGAUUAUGAGUCCAUUAUGCACUACAGACCUCUGUCAUUCAACAAGAACGAAAGUAUCCCCACAAUCACCACCAGCAUACCAUAUUUUAAUGAGAUCAUCGGCCAGCGGCUGGACUUCAGUGCAGUAGACAUCACCAGAGUCAACCGCAUGUACGACUGUGCCAACACUCACACUCUCUUGGACCAGUGCUCCUUUGAGCUGAUCAACAUUUGUGGAAUGAUCCAGAACGAAGCAGACAACGCAGACUGGGUCCAGACGCUGAGCAAUCCAGCAGAUCCAGACCACACCCUGACAGGGCGCUGUAGAGAUUCCGGCUACUUCAUGAAGUUUGACACAUCUUCCGGCGCAAUUGGAAACAGUGCCAUGCUAGAGUCACGUAUCCUCUACCCAAAGAGAGACGAGCAGUGCCUGCAGUUCUUCUACAAGAUGAGUGGAGUAGCCGGGGACAAACUGGUGAUAUGGAUAAGGACUGAUGACGGGACAGGGACCGUACAAAAGGACAGGAGGAUCCACAGCAUUACAGGUGAUGGAGAUGCUGCCUGGAAAAUAGCCCACGUGAAUCUGAAGGUGACAGAGAAGUUCCGUUAUUUCUUCCAGGGCAUUAGAGGAUCACCCGUCUCCUCGGGGGCCAUCUUGAUCGAUGACAUCACUCUUACUGAGUCCAUUUGCCCCAGUGCUGUCUGGCAGAUCCAUAAGUUCUCCAACAUUCUUGCCACCACCCCUCUUGGCACCCCGGUGAAAAGCAAUUGCUUCUACAACUCGGAGGGCUACUCAUUCGGCAUCAAUGUUUACCCCGGUGGAAAAGACAGUGCCUACCCAGACUAUGUUGGCAUGACCUUCUUCCUGUGCAGCGGGGAAAAUGAUGCAGUGAUGGAAUGGCCAGCCAAAAACAGACAGGUGACCAUCGUUGCUAUGGACCAGGACCCUGAUGUAAGACUGAGGAUGUCUUCUACAAGAAGCUUCACCACAGAUACUGAUCCCCGCUGGAACAAACCAACAGCUACUUCAGGUCAAGAAUUUGUCUGGAGCACGUUUAUUUCCAUCCAGCAUCUGCAGAGGAGGAGCUUCCUCAAAAACGAUGACCUCAUCAUUACGGCUGACUUCAACGAUUUGACCCACCUGAUCAAGACUGAGGUGCCUGUCAAACCGGCCGCACCAAGUAACGGAAUUCCAGAGGAGAAGCCAGUCAGCGAGCUGAAAAUGAGACCGGAGACCCCGAAACACAGAGAAGCACGCGCUGCCAACCCGUGUGGCCCCAACCACUGCAUAAACGGAGGCGUGUGUGUGGAGAGUAAAGGGGAAGCCUCAUGCAGGUGUGCAUCUAGCCAGACCACCUACUACACUGGUAAGAGGUGUGAGAAAACAAACAUAGACAGAGGCAUUCUGGGCGCUCUGAUUGGUGGCGCAGCAGGGACCGUUGUGUUGACACUGGCCAUCUUCACCGUCAUCAGGAGAGCUCAGUGACACAUCUUCCAGGGGGGUAAUAUAUCCUCUGCAUUCACCCAGCAGUGAAAUCACAGCAAGCUGGUGACAAGGCUGAAGUGAGAAGUGUUCGUAGAAUCUGAUAAGCUAAUUAUUAACUUCCUGAAUCAUAUUUUGCGUACGCUUCAAAAUUAAUUUUUGUAUUUCUUAGAAUGAGCCUUGAAAUCUCCCGAACUUAUCCAUUAACUUUGUUUGGUAUGAUAAAAAUAAUCACAUGCAGUCCGCUUGUCCGCAAAUUACAUUUGUCAUGGAAAAUGCAAAGCUUGGAAUUAAACUUC
Molecule: messenger RNA, 2369 nt
Organism: Gymnodraco acuticeps
Lineage: Eukaryota; Metazoa; Chordata; Actinopteri; Perciformes; Bathydraconidae
Gene: mep1a.2
Product: meprin A, alpha (PABA peptide hydrolase), tandem duplicate 2
Exons: 14
Coding region: 1-2073 (690 amino acids)
Biological process (GO): proteolysis
Cellular component (GO): membrane
Molecular function (GO): protein binding; zinc ion binding; metalloendopeptidase activity
Source: RefSeq, a predicted model, not a curated record